AUGACUGAGGGAAGGAGGUGCCUCCCCAACAGCACCCACUCCUGUCCCCUCACAGUCAUUCUGCUGGGGGUCCCAGGGCUGGAGGGGGCACACGGCUGGCUCUCCAUCCCCUUCUUCCUCGGGUACCUCGUGGCACUGCUGGGAAAUGUCACCAUCCUCUCCAUCGUCAAGAAAGAGGCCAGCCUCCACCAGCCCAUGUUCUACUUCCUGUCUGUCCUCUCGGCCAUCAACCUGGGCCUCUCCACCUCCACCCUGCCCAAGAUGCUGGCCAUCUUCUGGUUUGGCCUGGGGGAGAUGAGCUUCGGGGCCUGCCUGGCUCAGAUGUUCUUCAUCCACAGUUUCACAGGCAUGGAGUCUGCGGUGCUGUUGGCCAUGGCCUUUGACAGGUACGUGGCCAUCUGUGACCCACUAAGGUACCCCACAGUUCUGACAAGGACCUGGAUUCUCUGGGUAUGCCUUGCCAUUGUGCUGAGGCCUAUCAUCCUCAUGUUGCCCAUUGCCUUUUUGACGGCCCGACUGCCCUUCUGUGGGAGCCGCCUCCAGAUUCCCCACAUCUACUGUGAGCACAUGGGGAUUGCCAAGCUGGCCUGCACCGACAUCCAGAUCAACGCAAUCUAUGGAUUGUUGGUUGCUUCCUUCCUUGUCCUGGAUUUGAUCCUGAUUGGCACCUCCUAUGUGAGGAUCCUACAGGUGGUUUUCCGGCUCCCUUCAAAGGCAGCCAGGCUCAAAUCUCUGGGCACCUGUGGCUCCCACGUCUCUGUGAUGUUUGUUUUCUACACCCCAGCUUUCUUCUCCUUCCUGACCCACCGCUUUGGGCACAACAUCCCCCAUUAUGCUCACAUCCUGAUUGCCAGUCUGUAUGUCAUUCUGCCCCCUGUGCUCAACCCAGUCAUUUACGGGGUGAGGACGAGCCAGAUCCGCAUACGGGUGCUGCAAGUGAUCCGUCCAAAGGGCCGGAUCUGA
Molecule: messenger RNA, 963 nt
Organism: Hemicordylus capensis (graceful crag lizard)
Lineage: Eukaryota; Metazoa; Chordata; Lepidosauria; Squamata; Cordylidae
Product: olfactory receptor 52E4-like
Exons: 1
Coding region: 1-963 (320 amino acids)
Biological process (GO): G protein-coupled receptor signaling pathway
Cellular component (GO): membrane
Molecular function (GO): G protein-coupled receptor activity; olfactory receptor activity
Source: RefSeq, a predicted model, not a curated record